Molecule: messenger RNA, 1768 nt
Organism: Annulohypoxylon maeteangense
Lineage: Eukaryota; Fungi; Ascomycota; Sordariomycetes; Xylariales; Hypoxylaceae
Product: Dihydropteroate synthase
Exons: 3
Coding region: 224-1639 (471 amino acids)
Biological process (GO): tetrahydrofolate biosynthetic process
Cellular component (GO): mitochondrial envelope
Molecular function (GO): 2-amino-4-hydroxy-6-hydroxymethyldihydropteridine diphosphokinase activity; dihydropteroate synthase activity
Source: RefSeq, a predicted model, not a curated record
GAUAUCUAAAGUUUGCUUCAUCAAUUUUUCCCGUCAGCUUCAGAAUCCAGGUGCCAUUAUGAUGCGUGACUAGCCAAUGCGGCAAUUGACUAAGCGGCUUGAUCCUUCGUUUAGUUUUCAAUGAGUGGUUUCUCAUCAACACUUCGAGCAUGGAGUUAUACGCUUCGCCGUAUUCGAGUGCCACCAUCUUAUACGCAUUUGAAUGCCUCCUUAGAGAAGUAGUAUGGACCGUCAAAUUUCGUCGAGUCCAUCUAGGGAAGCAUGCGGCUGCGCGAAGCGUCGCGGUAAGCAGACUGCUUAUAUCGCUCUGGGAAGUAAUGUCGGCGAUCGAGUAGCCAUGAUUGAGCAGGCGUGUAAAGAGAUGGAUGCGAGAGAUAUCAAAGUCAAGAGGACGAGCAGUCUCUGGGAAACUGAACCCAUGUACGUUCUAGAUCAAGAUAGAUUCGUGAAUGGAGCUUGCGAGGUCGAAACCGAUCUGGAGCCAUUGCCGUUAUUAGACCAAUUGCAAGACAUAGAGAAGUCUAUGGGAAGGCGGAAACUCAUAGAUAAGGGUCCUCGAAAUAUCGACCUAGACAUUUUGCUUUAUGAAAAUGAAAAGGUCGAUCAUGAGAGACUCAAAAUCCCUCAUAUUGGUAUCCCUGAACGUGAAUUCGUUCUCCGCCCUCUCGCCGAACUCAUCCCGCAAAAGUCAAUUGACCCUUCCAAACCAUGGAAAUUUAUCCAGGAUUACCUGAAUGAGUUGCCCGAAACGCCUGAGCCACUCUCGACUCUGACACCGAUAUGCGCCUCAGUAGAACCUUUGAAUGCCCUCAAGGCAACGCGGAAAACACAGGUAAUGGCCAUUCUUAACAUAACGCCUGACUCAUUCUCGGAUGGGGGGAUACAUACCCCCGACUCGUUAAGGGACACAAUCAUGGCUUAUGUCCGAGGCGGCGCCACGAUUUUUGAUAUAGGUGGCCAAUCCACAGCUCCGGGUACGCUCGAAGUCAGUGCGCAAGAAGAAAUGGACCGUGUCUUGCCUGUUAUCGAACUUAUCCGCAGCCUUCCCGAAACACGCGAUGUCGCGAUUAGCAUAGAUACAUACCGAGCCUCAGUUGCCGAAGCAGCCGUCAAGGCUGGCGCAGACAUCGUUAACGAUGUGUCUGCGGGUCUCAUGGACGCGGAUAUGCUUCUCACGAUGGCCCGUUUGGGGAAAACGGUCUGCUUGAUGCAUAUGAGGGGAAACCCUAGUACAAUGAGUAAGCUAAACGAAUAUCCGGAGGGACUUAUCCCGACUAUCGCUCGGGAAUUACUCGAACGGGUAGCGGCAGCUGAGGCGGCGGGUAUCCGCAGGUGGCGUAUCAUUCUCGAUCCGGGGCUUGGAUUCGCCAAGGUCGGCGAGCAGAACUUACAAUUACUUCGCCAUUUCGACGAGCUACGUAACUGGCCCGGAUUAGAGGGUCUGCCAUGGCUCGUGGGGUCCAGCCGUAAGAGCUUCAUCGGCAAGGUCACAGGCGUGCCGAAACCUAUGGAUCGCGUCUUUGGCACUGCAGCGACCGUUGCCGCGGCGGUACAGGGCGGCGCGGAUAUAGUGCGUGUCCACGACGUCGUGGAGAUGGGGCAGGUAGUCAAGAUGGCUGACGCCGUCUGGAGAUAUUAAAGUAACACAUUGCAUUUUGUGUUACUGCCUAUGGAAAUUACAUGUGUCAAGUGCCAGAGCCUCCAGGGUCCUAUCAUCCCUCAUUUUUGUAAAGCGUUCAGUUCAUUCAGACCCUUCCAUAUUCCCAUU